This is a messenger RNA of Protopolystoma xenopodis, 252 nucleotides long. NCBI's taxonomy places the organism in Eukaryota, Metazoa, Platyhelminthes, Monogenea, Polystomatidea, Polystomatidae. The record is from the annotation of a GenBank genome assembly.
AUGCAGGAUUUGAGUUAUGCUUUUCCUGUUGAUCAGCCAUACUCGCCAAUUUGUCUAGUCUAUAUUUAUAUCCACCAUACUUCUCUGGGUCAUUCAAAUCGAACACUUGACACUGAUCGUAACCUAUCCCUACCAUCCAGCAUGGCUCCUGGCCAGAUCGAUUUUAUCUGCCUAAGGGCAUCUCCUGGAGCGCUGCGCUGUAUUUCUUUGCUGGCCCAUCUCUGGGUUCCGCUCAUUGUGCCACACCCCUGA